This is a messenger RNA of Orycteropus afer afer, 1398 nucleotides long. It is a transcript of the gene PRLHR, whose product is annotated as prolactin releasing hormone receptor. The record is from RefSeq and is a predicted model, not a curated record. Gene Ontology annotation, molecular function: neuropeptide binding; neuropeptide Y receptor activity. NCBI's taxonomy places the organism in Eukaryota, Metazoa, Chordata, Mammalia, Tubulidentata, Orycteropodidae. Gene Ontology annotation, cellular component: neuron projection; plasma membrane. Gene Ontology annotation, biological process: G protein-coupled receptor signaling pathway.
AGGAGGACUUGGGUGCUUUCGAGGCUGAAAGGGGUAAAGAGAGGCAGGGAUGGUGUGGGAGAGGGAGGGAGGGUGGAGAGUGGGACGUGACGCAUUUUGGUUCUCUUCGGACAGGUGGCCAUGGCCUCACUGCCCACUCGGGGCCCUGGGCUCCUUGACUUAGUCUCCGGGCCGCCGCCGACGGCCGCAGCCCCGGGCAACCAGAGCUCGGAGAGCAAUGGGACGGCGGCCGGGCCCAACGCUCAGGCCGUCACGCCCUUCCAGAGCCUGCAGCUGGUGCAUCAGCUCAAGGGGCUGAUCGUGCUGCUUUACAGCGUCGUGGUGGUCGUGGGGCUGGUGGGCAACUGCCUGCUGGUGCUGGUGAUCACGCGGGUGCGCCGGCUGCACAACGUGACCAACUUCCUCAUCGGCAACCUGGCCCUGUCCGACGUGCUCAUGUGCGCCGCCUGCGUGCCGCUGACGCUGGCCUACGCCUUCGAGCCCCGCGGCUGGGUGUUCGGCGGCGGCCUGUGCCACCUGGUCUUCUUCCUGCAGCCGGUGACCGUGUACGUGUCGGUGUUCACGCUGACCACUAUCGCCGUGGACCGCUACGUCGUGCUCGUGCACCCGCUGCGCCGGCGCGUCUCGCUGCGCCUCAGCGCCUACGCGGUGCUGGCCAUCUGGGCGCUGUCCGCGGUGCUGGCCUUGCCCGCCGCCUUGCACACCUACCACGUCGAGCUCAAGCCUCACGGCGUGCGCCUCUGCGAGGAGUUCUGGGGGCCCCAGGAGCGCCAGCGCCAGCUCUACGCCUGGGGGCUGCUGCUCGGCACGUACCUCCUACCCCUGCUGGUCAUCCUGGUGUCUUACGUCCGGGUGUCCGUGAAGCUCCGGAACCGCGUGGUGCCGGGCUGCGUGACUCGGAGCCAGGCCGACUGGGACCGCGCGCGGCGCCGCCGCACCUUCUGCCUGCUGGUGGUGGUCGUGGUGGUGUUCGCCGUCUGCUGGCUGCCGCUGCACGUCUUCAACCUGCUGCGCGACCUCGACCCGCGCGCCAUCGACCCCUACGCCUUCGGGCUGGUGCAGCUGCUGUGCCACUGGCUCGCCAUGAGCUCGGCCUGCUACAACCCCUUCAUCUACGCCUGGCUGCACGACAGCUUCCGCGAGGAGCUGCGCAAACUCUUGCUCUCCUGGCCCCGCAAGAUCGCGCCUCGCGGCCAGACCGUGACGGUCAGCGUGGUCAUCUGAUGCCACUACGCCAGGCGCUGGCCACCGAGGGUGCCUGCCCCAGGCCGGACUGGGGAGCUUAUUUUCGGCUGCAGAGCUAAGCCAGUGCCCCCAGGCCACCCUCCUCCCCGGCUGUCGGUCUUGUCCUCGUGUCACUGCAAAGCGUGAAGGGGGCUUUCGUGGGAGUCUUGUGCU